Molecule: messenger RNA, 1072 nt
Organism: Hyaena hyaena (striped hyena)
Lineage: Eukaryota; Metazoa; Chordata; Mammalia; Carnivora; Hyaenidae
Product: NT-3 growth factor receptor
Exons: 6
Coding region: 34-930 (298 amino acids)
Biological process (GO): cell surface receptor protein tyrosine kinase signaling pathway; regulation of phosphatidylinositol 3-kinase/protein kinase B signal transduction; positive regulation of kinase activity
Cellular component (GO): axon; membrane; signaling receptor complex
Molecular function (GO): neurotrophin receptor activity; ATP binding; neurotrophin binding
Source: RefSeq, a predicted model, not a curated record
UUCCCUGGAAAGGUGACUUCAUUGCUGUCAAAUAUGGACGUGCAGCACAUCAAGAGGAGGGACAUCGUGUUGAAGCGGGAACUGGGCGAGGGAGCCUUUGGCAAGGUCUUCCUGGCCGAGUGCUACAACCUCAGCCCGACCAAGGACAAGAUGCUCGUGGCCGUGAAGGCCCUGAAGGAUCCCACCCUGGCUGCCCGAAAGGAUUUCCAGAGGGAGGCUGAGCUGCUCACCAACCUUCAACAUGAGCACAUUGUCAAGUUCUAUGGCGUGUGUGGCGAUGGGGACCCGCUCAUCAUGGUCUUUGAGUACAUGAAGCAUGGAGACCUCAACAAGUUCCUCAGGGCCCAUGGGCCGGAUGCUAUGAUUCUUGUGGAUGGGCAGCCACGCCAGGCGAAAGGCGAGCUGGGGCUCUCCCAGAUGCUCCACAUCGCCAGUCAGAUUGCCUCAGGCAUGGUGUACCUGGCCUCCCAGCACUUUGUGCACCGGGACCUGGCCACCAGGAAUUGCCUGGUUGGAGCCAAUCUGCUGGUGAAGAUCGGGGACUUCGGCAUGUCCAGAGAUGUCUACAGCACCGAUUACUACAGGGUGGGAGGACACACCAUGCUUCCCAUCCGUUGGAUGCCCCCUGAAAGCAUCAUGUACCGGAAGUUCACUACGGAGAGCGAUGUGUGGAGCUUCGGGGUGAUCCUGUGGGAGAUCUUCACCUACGGAAAGCAGCCAUGGUUCCAGCUCUCAAACACAGAGGUCAUCGAGUGCAUCACCCAAGGUCGUGUGCUGGAGCGGCCUCGAGUCUGCCCCAAAGAGGUGUACGACAUCAUGCUGGGGUGCUGGCAAAGGGAACCCCAGCAGCGGCUGAACAUCAAGGAGAUCUACAAAGUCCUCCACGCUUUGGGGAAAGCCGCCCCCAUCUACCUGGACAUCCUCGGCUAGCGGUGGCUGAUGGUCACUUAUGCGUACUCGAUUGCCUCCUGUCUCCCGGCCUCACAUCUCCCCCUGUCCACCUCACACUCCUUUCUUCCAUCCUGACCGAAGCGAACAUCUUCAUAUAAACUCAAGUGCCUGCUACACAUAC